Messenger RNA from Colletotrichum spaethianum, 2136 nucleotides. Its product is annotated as heat shock factor protein. Gene Ontology annotation, biological process: regulation of DNA-templated transcription. Gene Ontology annotation, molecular function: DNA-binding transcription factor activity; sequence-specific DNA binding. The coding region runs from base 1 to 2136 and encodes 711 amino acids. The transcript has 3 exons. NCBI's taxonomy places the organism in Eukaryota, Fungi, Ascomycota, Sordariomycetes, Glomerellales, Glomerellaceae. The record is from RefSeq and is a predicted model, not a curated record.
AUGCCGAUGCCUCAAGUGCAACAGCCGUCGUUUCCCAGUCCUACGGGCGACCAGUUCCUGCGAUGGGGAGGAGCGGCCGACGCAAAUGGCCUCAUCGACGGAACCGCGGGCCACGCCAUCAAUUCGUAUGGCAUUGUCCCCGGCCAGCAACAGCCGUUUGUGCAGCCCACACCAAGCCCUAACAAUGCGCUUGCACGGAGGCAAAUGAACAGAGCACUCGUUCCCACCGGUGUGAGGCAGAACUUCGACUCGCCAACUGACCCUUGGUCUUUUGGCGGUGAAGACUCUGCACUUUUGCAACAACAAGCAAAUGGGAAUAUAACUGAUACCGACAACAUCGAAGUCUUGGAGGAGAUGGCCCGGAAGGCCAUGAGAGAGGCCCAACAGAAGCGGAAGCAGAUUCCGCCGUUCGUGCAGAAAUUGAGCAGCUUCCUGGAUGAUGACAAGAAUUCGGAGCUGAUUCGGUGGUCCGAGAAGGGCGACUCGUUCAUCGUCCUCGACGAGGAUGAGUUUGCGAAGAAGCUAAUUCCGGACCUGUUUAAACACAACAACUAUGCCUCUUUCGUGCGACAGCUCAACAUGUACGGUUUCCACAAGCGCGUUGGCUUGUCGGACAACUCGAUGCGCGCAAGUGAGCGGAAGAACAAGAGCCCGAGCGAGUACUCGAACCCGUUCUUUCGACGAGGCCACCCGAACUUGCUCUGGCUCAUCAAUAAGCCCAAGGGCGGCAACAAGGGCAAGAAGGGCGCCAAGAACGCCGAGGUUGAGGGCGACAGCGAGGAGGACGCUGUCAUCGCUGAAGACACUAUGGGCCAAGGCUUCGGAGCUGCUAGUGCACCUGCCAGCAAGGCUUUGCCGUCCUCUGGCGACAUGCCCCUUCAGAAGAAAGAAAUGUUGCUGAUUCGUGAAGAGCUGGCCAAGGUGCGAGAGCAACAACGCAUGAUCAUGACGGCCAUUCAAAGGAUUCAACAAGACAACUCUGCAUUGUACCAGCAAGCAGUCGUUUUCCAGAGCCAGCACGACCGCCACCAGAACUCGAUAAACGCCAUCUUGAACUUCUUGGCCAAUGUGUUUAGGAAGACACUUGAGGACCAAGCCGGACCCCAAAGUGUCAAUGAUCUUCUGGCGAGCAUCAUCCCGAAUAGCAACAACGCCAACUCGGUCCCACAAGGAAGUGUCGUCGACUUGGGCGACUACGUCCAAGCAGCACAAAACUCGGCCAGCAAUACUAACAACAAUAUGAACCUUGCUAAGCGCAGGCAUGCGAUCCUGCCUCCCAUGCCAAAUGCGCGCGCCAACACGGUUUCGCCAUCUCCGGCGUCCAGCUCAUCCACGCCUCAGCCGUACAACCGCGAGAUGGAUCAGACCACACCCACCAACUACUUGGCGCAAGAGCUCGAGACCAACCCCCACGAGAGCAUGAUGAAGAUCAUCCACGAUACCAAUGCUAACAACUCAUCCGGCAUUGACCUCCCUCACGUCGUCAACAACACCCCUGCGACGAUGAGCAAUGACCAGCGGAACAAGAUGCUCAACGCAAUGGCUGGUCGAUCGGCCACACCCUCCACCAACGCUCACCGGCCUGCCAAGCCCUCGGUCUCGGCCUCUCCCAAUCCGCCUGCGCCAUCAGUCACCGCAACCCCCGAGACACCACCCCCCAUGCCUGCCGCCUCAGGCCUUUCACUGUCACCCAUCAUGGGUUCCGCCGCGCCACCACCUUCACUGCAGCAGAUCAACUUCAACCAGGAAGAUCUUGCCGCGCUUCAUCGCAUGCAAGAAGAACAGGCCGCAAAGUUGGACCAACUCUCGAGUAUGCUCGGACCACUCAGCCCGUCUGGUCGCAUACCCGGCAUCGAUGAAAACGGGAAUGUGAACGGCUACUUUGACGGUGAUCUGGACAUCGACCAGUUCCUGAAUCCUGAUGCUUUCCAAGGUGAGAACACCUAUCCAAACGUCAACUUCAACGGCGACGGCAAUGACUUCAAUUUCACUCUUGACGGAUCUGUUCCAAACAACGGCGGCACCAAUGUCAACAGCACGCCGAGCUCUACAGGAACCGAGGAGAUUCCGCGGGAUAACUUUGACGGACUCAACGGAAGCCCUGACCGCGGUAAUAAACGGCGACGGGUUGGUUGA